GGGCUGGCUGGCAGCGCUCACCUGCCGGCUGCGCGGAGCGGAGCGGGGCACUGAGCGGGAACUCCGGCGGAGCGCCGCGCAGCGCAGCACGGCCAGCACAGAUGGACUUUCUGGUCAAGCUCCAGAUGCUUUUGUUUGAGUAGCCUCAACCUCCCUAUGGACUCAACAGAUGUACCACGAAAUGGCACUGCUCACUGGGAAUGCAGAUCCUGAGUUCAGCUCCCGCUCCUUCAACAACUUGGAAAAUCUGUGUGAAGUGCAAACCAAGAAAGGAUUCUUCUACAAAAAGGCCAAACUUCUGCACCCUGGAGAAGACCUGUGCUGCUUAGCCCGUUUGGAUGACCGGUCCAGGUUUGUGAUCAUCAACGUAGGUGGCAUUAAGUACAAAAUUCCCUGGACCACCUUGGAGAACUGCCCCUUGACCAGGCUUGGGAAGCUGAAAUCUUGCAACAAUUACGAUGAGAUCAUGGACAUCUGCGACGAUUACGAUGUUAGCUGCAAUGAAUUUUUUUUUGACCGUAAUCCUAGUGCCUUCAGAACGAUCAUGACAUUCCUGACAGCUGGGAAGCUGAGGCUUCUCAGGGAGAUGUGCGCUCUUUCGUUCCAGGAGGAGCUUGUGUACUGGGGGAUAGAAGAGGACCACCUGGAGUGGUGCUGUAAAAAGAGGCUGCGACAGAAAGAGGAAGAGGCAGCCGAGGCCAGGCUGUUUGAGAGGGAGAUGGUGUUUAAUGAAGCCACGCAAUGUGCCUUCCAGGACAGCAGCCGGCUGGGUCUGUGCAUGCGAAAGCUCAGGGACAUGGUGGAGAACCCCCACUCAGGGAUCCCAGGAAAGAUCUUUGCUUGUAUUUCAAUCUCUUUUGUUGCCAUCACUGCUGUCAGCCUCUGCAUCAGCACCAUGCCAGACGUCAGAGAAGAAGAGGAUCGGGGUGAGUGCUCACGGAAGUGCUACGACAUCUUUGUGCUGGAGACGGUGUGCGUGGCGUGGUUUUCCUUUGAGUUCCUGCUGCGCUCCAUCCAGGCAGAGAACAAGUGCGCUUUCCUGAAAACCCCGCUCAACAUCAUCGACAUCCUGGCCAUCCUGCCUUUCUACAUCUCCCUCCUGGUGGACGUGGUUUCCACCAACAGCAGCAGCAGGGGGGGCGGGGGGGCGGGGAACAAGUACCUGGAGCGCGUGGGGCUGGUGCUGCGCUUCCUGCGGGCGCUGCGCAUCCUGUACGUGAUGCGGCUGGCGCGGCACUCGCUGGGGCUGCAGACGCUGGGGCUCACCGUGCGCCGCUGCACCCGCGAGUUCGGGCUGCUGCUGCUCUUCCUCUGCGUGGCCAUGGCGCUCUUCUCGCCCCUGGUGUACCUGGCCGAGAGCGAGCUGGGCGCCAAGCAGGAGUUCACCAGCGUCCCCACCAGCUACUGGUGGGCUGUGAUCUCCAUGACAACUGUUGGCUACGGGGACAUGGUGCCUCGCAGCAUCCCCGGACAGGUGGUGGCCCUGAGCAGUAUCCUGAGCGGCAUUUUGCUGAUGGCUUUCCCGGUCACGUCCAUCUUCCAUACCUUCUCCCGCUCCUACAGUGAGCUGAAGGAGCAGCAGCAGCGAGUAGCCAGCAGGCAGGUGCGCCAGCGGCAGGAGAACACUGAGCUCCCAGGUGGUUACAGUGCCACGUUCCCACCAAGUGCUGGUGAGCAGGAGGGUCUGCCCUUGGUGGAGCAGUAAGCCAAGAGAAGUUCUUGACCCUGAACAGCUGAGGACGUACGUCGGCAGCACAAGAAGCAGUGGACAAGGGAGUUCGGUUCUGCAAGAAGAAUGCCUUGAACUGCAUAAAUGAGGGGCAGACACACCCAAGGUUUCUCUAAAGACCAACUUCUGAUCUUAAGGGACCUCUGAAAGGUACCCCUAUAAAUUCUACCAAGUACAGCUCUGCUCCAUUGCUUUUCUUAGGGCUUUUCUAUUGAGCAAGUAUUUUUGGGUAUGCCCAAGGAGCAGCCAUUGAACACAGCCAGCCAGCAGAAUGUAAUGUGAAGCACAGCCUGUGCCAGGUGCCAUAUGGCAGAGCAACCAGCGUGCCACCUCCUCCCCGCCCUGCUCAGCAGCACUCCCUGUGCAAAGGGCUGAGCAAGGGGCUCCCUGUGCUGCCAUGCCCCACAGCACGUUUGUUUGGGCAGCACCACCAAGGAACACAAACCUCAGGCCAGCCAGGGGGCGAGGGCAGGAGGAGGGCAGAAGCAUCCCUUCAGCUUUACCAGGGGCUUGCUUUUGUCUUCUACAGAUGAGGCAGUGGAGCCGGAGCUGCCAGCUCUGAAUUGUGUGUGAGCACAGUUUGCAUUAUUUAGUAGAGAUGCAUAUUUGCCAUCCUAAGCUUUAUAUCUUAGUCCCAUGACAGAAAUACACAUACAAAAAGUCAUCCUGACUCUGGUACUAAAUGUUAACUUGGUUAUUUUUCCUUUGCUAACAGUCGAAUGUAAAAAAUACCAUUACAAAUGAUGACGUUUCUCCACUUUCUGUUAACUAUUUCCAUCUCUCAUGUAUCGAGAAAUGUGUUUAACAGGCAACUGAACCAAUCUGAAUUACAUGUGGUCAAGAAGAGGAGGGUGAUGUUAGACCAGCAGUGACUCCCAGCUCUGUAGUGUUCCUCAGUGGAACACUGAGUGCAGUCUUGUGCAAACAGGAGUAGGGAGUGGUACAAACCCAGGGAAGCCAGCCAGACACCUUCAGUGCUCCUCUGAAUUAGCAGUAGGCUUUUGGUUUUGCCCACCUACUAAGAAAAAGACAAUCCUGUCAUUAGAACAAGUGUUCUUUCUCUUCUUCCUGAUUCUCAAAGGAUUCAAGUCAAAUUUGAAGGUGGCAUCUGCAUGUUUGCUUAUUGAUGCCAGCCCCAUGCAUGAACUUUCCAGCCCCCACCUGGAGGAGCUGUGUCGCUGGUCCAAGGCAGGAUGCUGUGUGGGUCUCUCAGUGCUCCUACAGGUGGGAUGUGAUCAGGGAAUGGAAGGAGAUGGGACCCAACAGUCUCUUGUACCUACACUCCUAUUGUGCUAAAGCCAUGCAGUGUCACCCUCCAUAUUCUCCACCCACCAGGAAGGGAACAAAGCCCCAUGUAUUGAAGAUGGGAUUUGUCUGGUCUGUUGUUUAGGGUUUUUUUUUUGUCUCGGCCUACAUUGUAAAACCAAUCCUACAUUAGCAAACUCUCAUAUUAAGCCAUUCCUUAUAGGAAUGAAGCAAAGGA
Ficedula albicollis (Collared flycatcher) is the source of this 3212-nucleotide messenger RNA. It is a transcript of the gene KCNG2, whose product is annotated as potassium voltage-gated channel modifier subfamily G member 2. The transcript has 4 exons. The coding region runs from base 170 to 1705 and encodes 511 amino acids. The record is from RefSeq and is a predicted model, not a curated record. Gene Ontology annotation, cellular component: membrane; voltage-gated potassium channel complex. NCBI's taxonomy places the organism in Eukaryota, Metazoa, Chordata, Aves, Passeriformes, Muscicapidae. Gene Ontology annotation, biological process: potassium ion transmembrane transport; protein homooligomerization. Gene Ontology annotation, molecular function: voltage-gated potassium channel activity; protein binding.